AUGUAUCUUGCGCCAACAAAGACUCUAGUUAUCCCAGUCCAUCCAUCCACCUUUGGUCAUGACACUCAGAAGCUCGUCGUUAACAUUCAUGAAUUCCCUUCUUCCGUUAACAGCAGCAGCAGCAGCAGCAGCAAAGAAAAGAAAAAGAUAGCUUACAUCUUCUCUCAUUCCAACGGGUUUCAUAAGGAGGCCUUUCAUCCUUUAAUGAGGCAACUUAUUGCUUACCUGAGAACCUUGCAAGAGUAUAAUUCAACAGAUAUUACCUUCAUUUCCUGGGACGCACGAAAUCAUGGUGACUCAGCUCGGUUAAAUGAUGGAACCUUUCUUGAAUCCUAUAGAUGGUCUGAUAAUGCAAUGGACGUAAAGCAGAUUAUUGACGAACUAGGAUUAAACGAGAAAUAUGAUCAAUUUGUAGGCAUCGGCCAUAGUUUUGGAGCAACUUCAAUGCUUCUAUGCGAAUUUUUUUACCCAAACUCUUUCACAGGGCUAUGUGUUAUCGAGCCCGUUUUAUCGUCUUUUAUGAUUCCAGAAAAAAUUAGACAACAGUUCCCCGUCUUGUCUUCUAGAAAAAGACGUGACGAAUGGCUUAAUAGAGAAGAGUGUAAACAAAAUUUGUUAAAAAAAGAAUUUUUCAAGCUAUUACAUCCUGAUGUACUAGAAUUAUACGUGAAUUAUGGCAUAUAUGAUACUGAAAAAGGCACUGUCAAGUUGAAGUGCCCAAGAGAGCAGGAAUUUCAUAUCUUUAACGUGUCUCAAUAUGAAAGUUACAUUGCACACAGAUCCUUACAGAUACUGAAAAUCCCUGUUCAUUUUGUGUAUGCAUUGGGAUCCUCUUUUUGCUCCCCAGAAGAAGCAGGCACUGUAGUGAAUGAAAACAAAAAGAAAAUUACCAUUGAUUUUGUUGAGGGAACACAUAUGGUGCCUAAUGAAGCGCCAGACUUGAUCAUUCCGCAAAUAAAAAAAACCAUAGAUAGAAUUAAUGACAAGCCUUCACACGACGUAGAUGAUGGUUCGAAAUCAAAGCUCUGA
Messenger RNA from Mycotypha africana, 1029 nucleotides. RefSeq names its product Alpha/Beta hydrolase protein. The record is from RefSeq and is a predicted model, not a curated record. The transcript has 6 exons. The coding region runs from base 1 to 1029 and encodes 342 amino acids. NCBI's taxonomy places the organism in Eukaryota, Fungi, Mucoromycota, Mucoromycetes, Mucorales, Mycotyphaceae.